This is a messenger RNA of Pongo pygmaeus (Bornean orangutan), 2544 nucleotides long. RefSeq names its product fatty acid binding protein 9 (gene FABP9). The coding region runs from base 48 to 449 and encodes 133 amino acids. The record is from RefSeq and is a predicted model, not a curated record. The transcript is spliced from 4 exons. Gene Ontology annotation, molecular function: lipid binding. NCBI's taxonomy places the organism in Eukaryota, Metazoa, Chordata, Mammalia, Primates, Hominidae.
AUUUCUUUGGUUUUCAAUUACGAGUGGCUCUUCUCAGCAAGUGUUCCAUGAUGGUUGAGCCCUUCUUGGGAACCUGGAAGCUGGUCUCCAGUGAAAACUUUGAGGAUUACAUGAAAGAACUGGGAGUGAAUUUUGCAGCCCGGAACAUGGCAGGGUUAGUGAAACCAACAGUAACUAUUAGUGUUGAUGGGAAAAUGAUGACCAUAAGAACAGAAAGUUCUUUCCAGGACACUAAGAUCUCCUUCAAGCUGGGGGAAGAAUUUGACGAAACCACAGCAGACAACCGGAAAGUAAAGAGCACCAUAACAUUAGAGAAUGGCUCAAUGAUUCACGUCCAAAAAUGGCUCGGCAAAGAGACAACAAUCAAAAGAAAAAUUGUGGAUGAAAAAAUGGUAGUGGAAUGUAAAAUGAAUAAUAUUGUCAGCACCAGAAUCUACGAAAAGGUGUGAAGAAAGGCCCACAGCAAUGAAAACUUGUUCACUGACAAGGAACUGGUACUUGAAGAAGAUAUGCCUCAGGCCUAGUGAUUUUUAAAAAAUGUCUCAAUAUAAGUUUGCUUAAUAAAAGCAUCAAAUUAAGUGCAAAUUAAGUGCAUUAUCAAAUAAGCUAUUUAAUAAUGAGGAUUAGGAACAGACCAAUGAAUUGAUGAGGCAAGAAGCUACUUGCCUGUGGUGUGACUGUAACAGCACCAAAUUCCCCUCUGUCCUCCGCCCACCUGACUUCCACAGUCCUUGAGCUCUCACUGAAGGACCCACUCCAUUUAGGUUAAGGCAUUCUACCAAAGCCAUGUGGAAAUUCAGGUGAUCUCCUAGGCAGCACAGAUUCUAAAAACCAACAUUGCUGAUUUUUUUAUUUUUUCAGAAGUGUGGCCCACUUAAAGCAGAUACAUAGAUUAAAUGAUGAUGAUACAGACAGAUAGAUAGCACUAAAUAGAGACUGGAUGUCAUAAGACUGGACUGUGGAUAAGUUGCUGUAAAAGAGCAUUUAAAACAGUCAUCUUGUUUCUCCAUAAAUCCAUUUAAAAUAAUCAGGCUGGUGCAUCUGUCACAACUGUUUACAACUUAGCCUUUGCCAUAUGACAUUUUAUUAAAUGCCAGUCCUGAAUUUCUAAAUGUCUAGUAAGAAUGUAAUUGUUAGAGCUACACACAGUCCCUUAAUAGUUUCACCAAAGGCUGUUGGUAGAAAUUGAUGUUCUCAGGGCUUAGGGUAAAACAGCCUAAUGGAGGUAAAAUUAAAGGACAAAGCCUAAAAUGCUGUAGGUACCUAUAGCAGUGGGAAAAGGAGAAAGAAGGAGGGGGAAUUUUGUAAAUAAUCAUUUUGUGCCUUAAACUGAAACAUAGAUCAUAUUUGGUCAAAUGUAAGUCCUUAGAGUCAUGUCUAUUCACUAGAGCAGAAUGUCCAUGUAAUUUGUCAUCCAAACUGGACGAAAAUUAAAAUUGAAAAGGGGUACUAUUAACAAUUACACUUGGAGAGUAGGCAUAACCUGGGACUGCUCAAGGCAAACUGGGGGUUACUGGCACCUUAGUAAGGGUGAAAUUGAAGGGUAAUAAACAAAAGGACUACAACAUGGGGUUGAGAUAUGAACUGAAUCCCUGGCCAAGGAAAGAAACUAGGGUUGUCACAUUAAACCCUGAAGAUGUCUGAGGUUUCAGCUGUGGCCAGAAGUAAUGGGCUUGGUGCUGGCUACGCAGCUGCUGGAUGUGGGCAAUGAUGGUCAUCCCAGCAUGCCAUGUCCUCCUCCUUCCUAAAGGACUUGAGUGUGUACAAAAUGUAACCAUGUGUGUGUUCCAGAAGUCAAGAUGGUGUUCAGCCCCAGAAGUAGUGCCUUGCACAAAGGGGAACAUAGACCAAUGCCUCCUUAAUCAGCCUCUGCAAGGGAGCUGGAAAUGACAUCUGCUUUAGUGAUGUCUCAGAGCAGGGUCAGAGUUUUCCACAACUGUUAGGAAGAAGAAAUUAUGCUAAAAAGCACUAAGCACUUACUCACUUAAAUCUUUGACUUUACACAGGCACGAUUAAGAAAAGAAUAAUGCUGUUCCUAAUUUUCAAGAUAUUUCUCUUUUCAUAUAUGUCAAAGCUCAAACUACAAUGAGCCUGAAUAAGAAACAAAACCCCUAUGUUGAGUAUUUUAGUAGGUGGAGCCAAAGAUACUACUCCUGAGGAAAUCAUUCAUUCAUUCAUCCACAAGUUCUUCUCGGUGAUCACUGUGUGUCUGAUGCUGUCUUAGGGAUUAGAAAACAUUAGAGUUCGGUAUGGUGUUCACAACUUCCCUUUUAUAUUUGAUGUAGCAGAGUCACGUUGAAACAUGAAUCCUUUUAAUUUCAGUCAAAUCAUGUGAAAAUUUUCUUUUAAAAAUACAUUAAACGGUAUACUUAGAAUCAUUGUCUUUAUUAAGAACUUUCACAUAAUCAGUCUCUUGGUACAUCUGACUUGCCUUCAAAAAUUAUCAUCUGUCUCUAAGUAAAUGAUAACGUGAUAUUUGUUAUGUUGUAUUAGAUUUAUUAUAGAAGAAAGAUAAUGAAAGAGGGGCUUUUCAUUAUAGUGAGU